Spirodela intermedia is the source of this 351-nucleotide messenger RNA. NCBI's taxonomy places the organism in Eukaryota, Viridiplantae, Streptophyta, Magnoliopsida, Alismatales, Araceae. The record is from the annotation of a GenBank genome assembly.
AUGGUCAUGGGUGAAGAGUAUGUCGCUCUCAUCUACCGAGAUAUGUGGUAGCUAGUUCCUCAACUAUGUGGUGCUAACAUUAUUUCUUGUAGAUGGGUUUUCACCCUUAAGUGCUUUCCUGAUGGGACGGUACACCAUUAUAAGGCACAACUAGUGGCUUGUGGGUUCUCACAAAAGUACGGCAUCAAUUAUUCCCAAACAUUCUCCUCGAUGGUUCAACUUGCCUUGGUACGCAUAUUAGUCUCUAUGGCGAUGAAUCUUAAUUGGUCACUUCAUCAACUCAACUUCUCCAAUGAUUUCCUCUAUGACAACCUUGACGAAGAAGUUUAUAUGAAGCAACCUCUUGAGUAG